This is a messenger RNA of Aphanomyces invadans, 528 nucleotides long. RefSeq lists its product as hypothetical. Lineage: Eukaryota; Oomycota; Saprolegniomycetes; Saprolegniales; Verrucalvaceae. The record is from RefSeq and is a predicted model, not a curated record. The transcript has a single exon. The coding region runs from base 1 to 528 and encodes 175 amino acids.
AUGCCGACAAGACAAUGCCACGAAUACCUGUUCGUCGCCAACACUUCACAACAGCCAUACAUGCUGCCUACGCGGCGUCUCUACAGCAGCAACCACUUGCAUGGCUUCAUCGAGUCUGUCAUGGCGGCGUGCCACUACAAAGUGGACCUGCGCCAACGCGUUCUGAAGCUCACAUGGCUUCACCUUCGCUUUGAAGGAGGGGACACUUCCUGUGUCUCGAAUGCACGGUUGGAGGGCGGGCGAUUUGGCACCUCGAUCUGUUGGAACGAUUUGAAGAGUCCGCGGGUUGGGAUAUCGUCGCGCCUAAGGACUUUUCCGAUUGCCGAUUUGUUCAUGCAGCCGAUACUCUUUUGCAGCCCAUCGAGCAAACUCGUAGUAGGCUGCAUGGGGAUGUCCUUGGACGCUUCUCGAGCAGCACGUUCGAGCGCGUCGUUCGCAAUUUCAACGAUUUGGAGAUGGCAUGCAUCGACCAGCUGCACGUCCAUGUCAAUUGGCACCACCGUCUCCAUGGGGUUUCCAUCCAUGUAG